CGGCGCCUGCCUGAUCUGCCUGAUCUGCUGUAGUCGUGAUCACAUCGGAAUGGAAAGGCGAGGAAGUCUAGGCCAUCACAGAGUGUGAUUAAUAUGGUUCCAAUAUGAAGGGGCUGGAAUGACAGCAACGUACCUUUGUAUUGCUGUGCUUUCACGGGAGACGGUGCCUUGUUUUGGUCUCCCGAUGCCAUCGACGACCGACGACCGACGGGAGAUCACAGUUCGGCUGCCUUCUAUUCCAUGGCUGGCUGAGGACCUUGAAGCAAACCAUUUACUCGUCAAACCUCAUCAACCGGCCGAUGAAAGGUGCUUGGAAGGGGGAGAGCAUUCAUGGUGGCGACACGCAAACGGAUGGGAAAGAUGGACAGACAGAAUGCAGAUUUACCAACUGAAGACACAACAGAUACCUGCAUUUUCCGUUUCAGGGGCCUGGGAGCCCCUGAACGAAUGUCUCGUCUCUCGCUCAUUCAGCUAAUCAGAAUCCAUGCCAGGUAGCACAAGCGGCAUACGGGACUGCGCAGGAUACGGGGCAGUGGUGAGCCUGCUCGACAGGUCACCCCAGUAAGUGAUUUUCUCACAUUAUCUGUUGACAUUCAUCAUGGCGCUCGCCCACUCGGAAUUCCUGCGCGCCCUGGCCCUUGCAUACUGAUCUGGUCAAG
Aspergillus versicolor CBS 583.65 is the source of this 659-nucleotide messenger RNA. RefSeq lists its product as uncharacterized. NCBI's taxonomy places the organism in Eukaryota, Fungi, Ascomycota, Eurotiomycetes, Eurotiales, Aspergillaceae. The record is from RefSeq and is a predicted model, not a curated record. The transcript has a single exon. Bases 119 to 475 code for a protein of 118 amino acids.